AUGUUGAGAUCGAUUUCUAGAUCUUCGUUGUUGAGAAGGUCUAUUGCCACUCAAGCAGCUCCCAGGGCGGAGAUUACAGAAUUGUCAAAUGGUCUAGUUGUUGCUACAGAGCCAAACUCCAAUGCUUCGACUGUAUCUGUUGGUAUUGUUUUUGGUUCAGGUGCUUCUUCAGAAAAUCCAUACAACAAUGGUGUGUCUAAUUUGGCGACUUCGACAUUUAGAUCCGUUCACGCCCAUGAUGCGAUGAAACACGGGUUUUCAUUGUCUUCUGUUGUUGAUAAAGAGUAUCAAUCGUAUAUUGUGAAUUCUGUUCCUACCAAUGCUUCCAAAGCGUUGGAAUUUUUACAGUCUAAGCUGUUAGCUCCUAUUUCUGAGUCUGCGUUCCAACAAGUGAAGACUGACACUUUAAAUAAGGUGGCUGCUUUUGAAGAAAAUGAUCAUGCUGAGCGUGUUAUGGAACACUUGCACGCUACUGCCUUCCAGAACACACCUUUAUCUUUGCCAAAGAGAGGUACUGUCGAAAGUUUAGCUGAUUUAGAAAAAGUAGAUCUCGAGUCCUUUGCCAAGAACCAUUUUAUUGCUUCCAAUGCUGUUGUUGUUGCCUCUGGUAAUAUUUCACACGACGACGUGCUCAAGUCUGUUGAAUCCCUAGUCCGUUUGCCUUCUGGAUCCAAGCCAGUAAACAAAAAGAAAUCUUCCUUUUUGGGUUCUGAAGUUAGAAUGAGAGAUGAUACCCUCCCAAAGGCGUGGAUUUCUUUGGCAGCUGAAGGUGAAGCAUUUAAUUCUCCACACUACUAUGUUGCUCAAGUUGCUGCACAAAUAUUUGGUUCCUACGUAGCCCAUGAACCUUCUUCUAACUUACAAGGUAUCAAGUUAUUGGACACAGUCAGAGAAUGGCAUUUAGCAGACUCCUUCAACCACUUUUCUACAUCUUACAAAGAUUCUGGUUUGUGGGGUUUCUCUACUGUUAUUUCCAACAUUCACCAAAUUGACGAUUUGAUGCACUUCACGUUAAAGCAAUGGAACAGAUUGUCCAUAUCCAUCACGGACACUGAAGUGGCUCGUGGUAAGGCCUUGUUGAAGUUGAACUUGGCCAAUGCUGAAUCAGACACUGCUACUGUCGCAACUAUAUUGGGUGCUCAAACUUUGGCUUUUGGUGCCAAGCCGCCCUUGUCUGAAGUAUUUGCCAAAAUUGAUGCCAUCACUUCAAAGGAUAUCAAGAAUUGGGCCGGUGAAAAAUUGUGGGAUCAAGAUAUUGCCAUUGCAGGGACUGGUCAAAUCGAAGGCUUGCUAGACUACAUGAGAAUGAGGAACGGUAUGUCUAUGAUGAGAUGGUAA
Molecule: messenger RNA, 1338 nt
Organism: Eremothecium cymbalariae DBVPG#7215
Lineage: Eukaryota; Fungi; Ascomycota; Saccharomycetes; Saccharomycetales; Saccharomycetaceae
Gene: COR1
Product: ubiquinol--cytochrome-c reductase subunit COR1
Exons: 1
Coding region: 1-1338 (445 amino acids)
Biological process (GO): aerobic respiration
Cellular component (GO): mitochondrion
Molecular function (GO): metal ion binding; metalloendopeptidase activity
Source: RefSeq, a predicted model, not a curated record